Messenger RNA from Penicillium macrosclerotiorum, 1662 nucleotides. RefSeq names its product amino acid permease. The transcript has 6 exons. NCBI's taxonomy places the organism in Eukaryota, Fungi, Ascomycota, Eurotiomycetes, Eurotiales, Aspergillaceae. Gene Ontology annotation, biological process: amino acid transmembrane transport. Gene Ontology annotation, cellular component: membrane. The coding region runs from base 1 to 1662 and encodes 553 amino acids. Gene Ontology annotation, molecular function: amino acid transmembrane transporter activity. The record is from RefSeq and is a predicted model, not a curated record.
AUGACACGCCCUGCUGCAGAACCUCAUGGUACUAACACCAUCACAGCUGAUCUGAACAUUCCAAGAACAGAGAAUUAUGACGAGGAAGGUGCCAAAAGCCCCAGUGGAUCUGGGGCACCCGAACUUGCAGAAACAAGAGAAUUGAGAAAAGGCCUUAAGCAGCGACAUAUACAGAUGAUCGCGUUAUGUGGAACUAUCGGAACAGGCCUUUUCCUUGGGUCAGGACGAGCAUUAGCAAAUGCUGGCCCGGCUGGAAUAUUCAUGGGAUACUCUUUGAUGGGUAUACUCAUCUCUGGCGUGACUUUAUCCAUUGGAGAAUUGAGUGCACUUGUCCCUCUCAGUGGAGGUGUCAUUAGGCCAGCAGCCUAUUUUGUGGACCCUGCGUUCUCUUUCGCACAAGGUUGGAAUGUAACUUAUCAGUACCUGAUCUCAAUUCCAGCAGAAAUUUCUGCCGCGUCUGUGAUUGUACAGUUUUGGAUUACGGUUAACAACGCUAUAUGGGUAACAGUCUUCAGCGUAAUUCUCUUCGCCAGUAACAUAUUCCUUGUUCGGAUAUAUGGGGAAGUUGAAUUCAUUCUAGCCAUCUUGAAGCUUUCUCUCAUCAUUGGGAUGAAUAUCAUGGGCCUUGUUAUCACCACGGGUGGCGGUCCAGACCAUACAUCCAUCGGUUUCCGAUACUGGCAUGAUCCUGGUCCAUUUGUGCAAUAUCUCAGGGUGCCUGGCGCUUUGGGUCGCUUCAUGGGAUUCUGGACAGUUUUCACAAAUGCAGCAUAUGCAUACUCAUCAAUUGAAACUAUAUCCAUGGCCGCCGCAGAAACGUAUGCGCCCCGCAGAAGCAUACCUAGAGCUGCUAAAAGAGUGUUCAUCCGUGUGGCUCUUUUUUAUGUGAUCACCAUUUUCAUGAUUACUCUGCUGGUCCCUUCAAAUGAUCCCAUGUUAUUAAGAAGCAGCGGCACUGCAGCCCAAUCACCAUUCCUCAUUGCAGCAGAUCGAGCUGGAAUCAAAGUCGUUCCUCACAUCAUCAAUGCAAUUGUAUUAUCUAGUGCAUGGAGCUCAGGAAACUCAACUCUAUUGAGCGGAUCUAGAAUUCUAUACGGUCUUGCUCGUGAAAAUCAAGCUCCGCGCUUCCUAGCACGAACUAACAGAUGGGGCGUGCCGUAUAUGGGAGUUAUAGCCAUUGGCAUAUGGAUGGCACUUGGAUACAUGUCUCUAAGCUCAACGGCAGCGACUGUCUUCACAUGGCUACAGGAUCUUGUGGCUUGUGCCCAGAUCGUGGGUUGGCUAGUUAUUUGCGUAACAUAUUUGCGCUUUUACUAUGCAAUUAAAAAACAAGGCAUCCCCCGUAGUAGAUUACCAUGGGCUGCACCACUCCAACCAUAUGCCGCAUGGAUGACACUUUCCUCACUCUUGAUUAUUCUGAUCACAGGUGGCUAUACAACCUUUAUUCAUGGCCAUUGGUCUACCGAAACUUUCAUAUCCGCAUACCUUGAUAUUGGAAUUUUCGCAGCUCUUUACUUUGGGUACAAGAUCUGGUAUCGAACCAAAAUUGUCUCUCUCGAAGAAUCACCUGUUGCUCGGUUUGUGGAGAUUGCAGAAAAUGAUCCAGAUCCACCUGAACUCCCGCGGUCAAGAUGGUCAAAACUUAACAUUUUGUGGAGCUGA